Molecule: messenger RNA, 2617 nt
Organism: Symsagittifera roscoffensis
Lineage: Eukaryota; Metazoa; Xenacoelomorpha; Acoela; Convolutidae
Exons: 8
Coding region: 959-2206 (415 amino acids)
Source: RefSeq, a predicted model, not a curated record
GAAGAAAAUCCACAAUAAAAGAAAUAUGACGUCUUACAACCUUCAAGAAACCAAAGAAAAUUUCAUUUAAACUCCAUCAAAAAUUUGAGCACGCAUAAUUUUUGUGUUAUGUUUGACUUAACAAGUCGAAUAUAAUUGAUUUAUUAGCAGAUUAAGGAGCCCUUUCAAAAACGAAAAGUUAGAAUACUGGCGUUUUCGUUGUAUUUUCUGGCAUUGUAGUUCCAAUUUCUGGCUUUUCUGGCAUUUUCUGAUCGCCUAUUGACCAGUUUUCGUACCAAUAAAAACAGCUAGAAAGAGACUAAAAUCUUCUUAAGCUGAAAAUAGUAAAGUCACAAUUCUUCGUGUCAUUUUUUCACAAAGUAUUAAUUCGUCUUUUUGAACAUAUUAUUUACCAAAUUAUAGAAAAUUUCGUAUUUGGUUGUUAUUCUUCGUGUUCUUUUCACCCGAGAUUAUUUUUAAGUCGGUCGGACAAAACAGAAACGGAUUGUUUUUGUCCUUUCCAGAUUCGACCACACACGUGUAAACGAACAGCAGACAGGAAAGUAGAUUAAAUAAACUUUACCUUUACAAAAUCAUAAUCUUAAUUUGAGAUCGGGUGAAGUUGCCAAAAUAAACAAAUUGGCGCUCUGAUCUCAUUUUCAGACUAAUUUACCAAAUUUCGGUCAGUAACUCCUUUUAUAACUUGGUUAUAACUAAUACUUCCCCUCAUUGACAAAUCAUUUAAUCAAAGCCACCUGAACAUACUACUCUUAUUUUGCUGAUAGAAAUCUGUCAAAAUAUACCAAUUUUCAACAAACAUUGAUUUUCUAGUAAUCUUGUUUAUUUCCCAAACGAGCCAAAACAGCCUAAUUUACGUUUAAUAUCCGCUCGAUCUACAAAAACUAUCCUAAUUAAAUUCAAAUUCCGACUUUUAUUAUGCAAAAAAGUUGAAAUUCAAAAACCGUAAAUAAAAUCCACAAUGAAAUCGUCAAAAAUUCGUAAUUUAUCGAAGCAUUACUUAAUUUAUGUUUUACAAUUUCUUACGCUACCGUAUGUAUCGAACCAAAACCCCAUCUUACAAGAUCAAAAGGCAAUUAUUUCCAGAAAUGUCGCAUCAAUUCUGUUUGGCAAUGGUUCUGAAACGCAAUUUGAUUCCGAACUUUUACCUCAAUUCGUUCAUCGAAAUAACUCACUUAUGACAAGAGUUAUGAAUGAUGCAGAUGAUGAAAUUAAUACUAAAAUUUUUAAUGAUUCGUCAAACUUACAAGACCAAGGUUACGUGUUAGCCCCGGGCGCAGCACUUAACGACCAUCAAAAGACAGACAGAACCGACCAAUCAGAGCUCCAUGCUAGCCCGGUAGGCAUUUCUUCCCUGGGAGGCGAUGAUGCCAUGUUGACAUUCCCAGAAUUCCUCCAAUUUCAACAAAACACGGACGACAAAAAGACGCAGAAUAAAAACAAUAAUAACAACAAUGAAGAGGAGCAGCUGGAAAAUAUACUCGACUUCCCAGAAAGUAAAGUAGAAAAUUCGAACUGGAACACCCAUCGUUCAAAUUACGACUACGGCAGACAUGCUCAAUUUGCACCCAGUUACAGCCCUCUUGCGGCCCAAUUGCUGAAUGAGAUCAGACAGGAAGUGAAACAACUGUCGGAACAGAGAGCUGCUUACGUCAUCCAGUCACAAUGUGGCAACGUGUGUGAGUAUUACCCCACCCAGGGCCUGCCUGGGUUCCUGCUGGACACCAGAAUGGACCCCUUCCCCCUCUCCCACGGAUUCAAUCUCAGACUGAGAGACCAGAUGAUUGCCAACCCCUGGACCCAAAUUAAACUCAACAACUUCUACAUCCCCUCUGGCACUGGAAGCUUCAUCCGUGGCUUCCGCCUGUCCAACCUGCUCUCCAGUGACGUCACAGUGCCCCUCAGCGGAGUCUACUCUCUCUCCCUCUCCCUCCAUUUCAGACUGUCAGUGGCCGACCUAGAACACAUUCGGCUAAAACACAACGUGGUCGUGUCUAUCCUCGCAACAGACUACGUGUAUACAGAGAGAAAACCCAGUUCGCAGUACUUGUCGACCAUUCCACAAGCGAAGCAGUUCACAGUACAUUUCUCCACAACACUUUACCUGCAGGCCGGCACUCCUCUCACAGUGGAAGUUGAAAACGCAUCCAAGGUCAAGGUCAUCAUCAAAGAAGAGAGUGAAUUCUCAGCACAUCUCAUUGGGGCGUAAUCUCUCUUUGUUAUAACCAGCAGAGUUAUAAAUCUUAACUUGAAUCCACACAAUCCCAAUCUCAAGUUUCGGGGAAAAAGUGUAAUCUUUAUUGUUGAUUUUGGAUUUAUGGGAUGUUUUCGUAGCUUAUGUUUAGAUAAAUCACCUACAAGUGAAGUUUCAUUCAUCUUUUCAGAUCUUAUUGCAUAUUUAUUGUGGUUCGUUGUUCAUCAAAUUUUAUUAUUGCUUCAAUUGUCUGUUUUGAUUUGGCCUAAAUCCCAUUUAGGACCAACCAGAUUUGACUUCUUAAUGUAAACAUAGAGCUACGGCCGUUAGUGUAAUUUUCUUAUGCGAUGUCCAGUGAUCGACACCAAAUUUAAUCAAUUGACACCCUUUUAGUCAUAGCUUGAUAGAUCCAAAGCUUAUGCUUUU